This is a messenger RNA of Sclerotinia sclerotiorum 1980 UF-70, 705 nucleotides long. RefSeq lists its product with no specific name. Lineage: Eukaryota; Fungi; Ascomycota; Leotiomycetes; Helotiales; Sclerotiniaceae. The record is from RefSeq and is a predicted model, not a curated record. The coding region runs from base 1 to 705 and encodes 234 amino acids. The transcript is spliced from 2 exons.
AUGUACAGUGAAUUAACAGAAGCGGCAACAUCAUACCAUGCAAAACAACUUCCAGCUGUAAGAAAAGCAUCUUUUAAAGUGCUACAAGCGAUAAUUGGAAGCGCAGCGGGAGAAGAACAAUUCUAUGAUUUUACUCAAUCUCAAGAAGAUGCACUCUGGGAUGUACGGGAAGCAUUUGUUUCACUGCGUGAAGCAAGGGAUACGAAUGAUGAAUUAGAACAUGAAAGAUUAGCAUUUGAACUCAUCGGAAUGCUCGACCAAGCAAUAGCAAACCACAAAGAAUCGUUCCCCCUUCUCCAAAAAUCCGAAACACUCCGAGGAGGCGAAAAAUUUCACGAUCGUCGCGCUACUCUUUUUCGCUGGAAUAUUGGAACAAGAAGACUCCUCAAUGAUUUAUUUACAUUGAUAGAAGAAGUCCCAAACAAACAAGGAGAUAUCAAAACUACUUUCCAAAAACUUACUUAUCUCCUCUGUAAACUCGAAUAUGUCCGAUUACAAAUAUUCCCACCGACAUCUACAUGGGAUUUCCAAGUCGAGAAUUCCCCCGAAGGAAUCAGAGAAUUAAAACGAUGGCCUGAUAAAUUCUUCUCGGAAGAACGAGCAGAGAUUAACUUCAUGGCUUCUCUCUGGAGCGCGGCCGAAAAUUUCGAUCCUGUACAAUGUCAGGAUUUGGCGGAAGGAAGAAUCAAAACUAAUCGUGUAUGA